Molecule: messenger RNA, 308 nt
Organism: Rhizopus microsporus ATCC 52813
Lineage: Eukaryota; Fungi; Mucoromycota; Mucoromycetes; Mucorales; Rhizopodaceae
Exons: 1
Coding region: 59-229 (56 amino acids)
Biological process (GO): outer mitochondrial membrane organization
Source: RefSeq, a predicted model, not a curated record
UUUUAUUAUUAAAGCAGACCUACAUCAGGUUCGACAUUUACAAACGAAAAAAAAAAAGAUGGCUCUGCCCAACCUGUGGAAGAUAUACGCAUCAUUUCGUACACCAGAAGAAGAAAGACAGUUUUCUCGGUCAGCUUUCUUUAAGUUUAGUGGAUAUAUUCUUUCUUGUAUAGCCAUGACUGUAUUUGCGUCUAAAUAUUAUAAUAAAUCAACCAAAGCACUUUUGUGAUGAUAGCAAACACGUCUUUUUUUAAUAUUUAUACUGUGGUAAGCACUGUUCAUGCAUGAUAUGAAUUUUCUUUGUUGGC